Molecule: messenger RNA, 4746 nt
Organism: Centrocercus urophasianus (Greater sage-grouse)
Lineage: Eukaryota; Metazoa; Chordata; Aves; Galliformes; Phasianidae
Gene: MLH3
Product: mutL homolog 3
Exons: 12
Coding region: 175-4383 (1402 amino acids)
Biological process (GO): mismatch repair
Cellular component (GO): mismatch repair complex
Molecular function (GO): mismatched DNA binding; ATP-dependent DNA damage sensor activity; ATP hydrolysis activity
Source: RefSeq, a predicted model, not a curated record
GCGGGGAGCUCGCGCCCUCAGGGCCCGCUGGUUGCCGAGGCGAGCGCGCUUUCCUCCAGUGCGCAGCUCCCCCAGCUCGCCUUCUUGCUUCGCUACUGUAACGGGAGGAGAAAGAGAACACAGAGCCGUGAUCUCCCUGCAGUUUGCCGAGUUUCUCUCCUGCCUGCUUUUGCCAUGAUCAAGCACUUGGCAGAGGACGUGCAAGCCAGGCUGCGCUCUGGAGUGGCGGUCACCUCGCUGGGGCAGUGUGUUGAGGAGCUUGUCUUCAACAGCAUCGAUGCCAAAGCAACGUGUGUAGCUGUUAGGGUGGAUUUGGAAGCUUUUAAGAUCCAGGUGGUGGAUAAUGGCUCCGGCAUGGGGAGAGAUGACUUAAGUAAAAUGGGAAAGCGGUACUUCACUAGUAAGUGCAGCUCAGUGGCAGACUUAGAGAAGCUGACGUUCUACGGCUUCAGAGGGGAGGCUCUGGCAAGCAUAGCAAACAUGGCCAGUGUUGUGGAAGUUUCAUCUAAGAGCAGCAAGACCGCAAAAACUUUUGUGAAACUGUUUCACAAUGGGCAUGCACUGGAAGUCUGUGAAGCUGAAUUGAGCAGACCAAGUGGCGGAACGACAGUGACCGUGUGUAAUCUGUUCCAUCAGUUACCAGUGAGGAGGAGGUGCAUGGAUCCUGUGCUGGAAUUUGAGAGGGUGAGGCAGAAAGUAGAGGCUAUAUCAUUGAUGCAUCCCUCUGUUUCACUUUCUUUAAGGAAUGAUAUUUCUUGUUCUAUGGUGCUUCAGCUCCCUAAGACAAGAGACAUUUACUCUCGUUUUUGUCAAAUAUAUGGGCUGGGCAAAUCUCAGAAGUUAAGAGAAAUAAAGCAUAAGUCUGGGGGAUUUGAGAUAAGUGGUUACAUCAGUACUGAAGGACAUUACAAUAAGAAUAUGCAAUUCUUGUAUGUCAAUAGAAGGCUUGUUUUAAAGACAAGACUGCAUAAACUGAUUGACUUUUUAUUAAGAAAAGAAAGUGUCAUUUGUAAGGCAAAAAGUGUCCCUGUGAGCAGACAGGGUUCCUCAAGUCCUGGUCGCCUUCGUUGUGGCCCAGAGUUGUACGGGAUCUUUGUUCUCAAUGUGACCUGUGCGUACAGUGACUACGAUGUGUCUCUGGAACCUGCAAAAACUCUGAUUGAGUUCCAGAACUGGGAUGUUCUUCUAGCUUGUGUAGAGGAAGGAGUGAAAAUGUUUUUGAAACGAGAACAUUUAUUUGUUGAACCUUGUUGUGAGGACAUCAAAGAGUUUAAUGAGGAUAAUAAUUUUUGUUUGUGUAAUGCUCCAGUUACGAAAUCCACACUCCCUGAGGAUAAGAGCAUCCAAGAAAACUUUCAGAAAGCAUGUGAUGAAAUUAUAGAUUCCUAUGAAGUGUGUAAAUUGCAAUCAAAAGAUGUCAAAAGAAAAUCCAUAGUGGGAAAAAAAUCUUCAAAUCCUACAGAGUCAAAUACACAGGAAACUGAAAUUUCCUCAAAUCAGAAGAUUGCUGAACUCUCUGGUCAAUGUAGAAACAAAAAAGCAGAGAUUCCACUGUCCAAGAAAGAUGACACCACUUCUAAUUUCAUUAUAUCUGAUAUGUUGGAACAGGAGCCAAAAGACACAAUGAGUUCCCAAAAACGGUGUGAUACUCAUCUGAAAUCUUCAGAAAAUCUCCAUUCCUCUCUGACUGAAGGAGCCAGAUCAGAAAUAAUGAAAAAAGGCAGUUGUGAUGACUUGCGGCGUUGUGCUGAGAAUUGUGCAAAAGGCGUAGGAAGCCAGCAAGACAAAGUUGUGCGGAAAAGCAAUACGGUUUGUAUCUCAAAUAAUACUUCUACUCGGUGGCCAUCUGAGAGAGAAGACCCUACUGAAACAGCAGGGGAAUCUGAAACUGUCUAUGGAAGUUCAUUGAUAAGACUACCUCAUGUAAGAGGAGAUAGGGAAGCAACUGAAGUAAUAGAUAAUGCUGGAAGAGGGACUGUUAGUUCAGUACCAGAAAAAGUGCGUUCUCACUUAGGCCUCAAAACGUGUAUCAUGCAAAAUGAGCCACCCCGUGAACGUAAACAAACAGAAACAAAUCUUGCAUUAAACAUGCACAGUAGGGCUUGUCCUGUGAGUGCCAAGCACACUUCCAUGCACAAAAUGAGUUUGCCGAUUCAGUCUUUAAAUGCUAAGUAUAUUUCCAGUAACGUGAAUAAAGAAUAUAUACCUCUCUGCAGCAGAGAAGUUGGCACGGCUGAUGGAAAUGAGAGGUCAGAGAAUAGGAGUUUGCCUAGUCAAGCACGUGAUGGGAGAGACGUGUCCAUUGCCACCAGUAAAAGACAUUAUGAAACAUCAAAUGUGUCAGACUUGCCGCUGGCAACAUCUUCAGGUAUUCCUCACAGUAAAGCUGUAAAAAGCCCUAGAAGGCAAAUAGCUGAGCCAAGAUCACAGCCUUGCAAGAAGCUGAGCCUGUCUACGCAGCUGGGUUCAUUAGAAAAGUUCAGGAGAUAUUAUGGGCGUGUUAAGUGUACGCUACCAACACCAUCACCAGAGCAGAGUGAAUUUUGUCUCCCAGUUUCCAAUGUACAAGCUAAUUGUGACUUUUCAAGGAGUCAGAAUAACAGUCACGGACGCUUGAGCAUCUGUGAGACUCCAACUUUGGAUUCUAAUAAAAACAGCCAUGUUUUGAGAUCUUUGGAUGAAGUUUUACUCUGCAGUGGAGAAACUUCACUGGACAGACGAGCCCUUUGUCGCAGCCCUUUGACGCUGUCCGAUUACUCAGAGGUUAGUAAAAAAACCAUGAGUAGUCAAAGAUCUCCAGGAUCCCUGUCAUCCAAACUGUGCCAAAUGAAAAGUGAUCACCGAGCAGUAAAACAGCUGGGUGAACAACUCCAAACAGAUUCAAGUAGAAAAGAUAACCACUCUUUUGAUCUUGAAUCUUCAAGUAAUGAUUUUUUGUAUAACCCUUGUCAAAGGUAUAAAUCUUCAGUGGAAGAAAUGAGGGAAGGUUGCAGCAUUUCUAAGAGGGAUGCUUGCCCACAAUCAGAUGAUUUGAGAGCAGAGUCCAGGAAAUGUACUGUUAGCCUGUCACCACUCAGCAGUACUGAAGGAGAGUACACAAUCUCUGCAAGCAGCGUUUUACCGUUUCCAGCAGAAAAAGAUGGCAUUGACAUCAUCUGUGAAGAUGAAAGGAUGUUAGAUGAAUCAUCAAAACAAAAUGUGAAAGAUCCUGAGGUUCAUUGCAUGACUUUCCCAAGUAACUUGGCAUUCUCUGGGGAUAAUGCAACAACAGGUAAUCCCAGAGAUGAUUUGCGUGAUUCAGACUGGCUGCAAGAUUUUGAUGCUUUAUUGGGUAAGACAAUCUACAUCAAUAAAGCAACAGGACUGAGCACCUACAACACUCCUCCUGAAGAGUUUCCAGCUGCCUGCAUUAAAGAUUUAACAACAAUGGCCGUGAAUGUUGUCGCAGAGAAUGGUGGUGAAGGCGAGUCUCUGCAGUCCAUGCUUUCAGAAUGGGAUAACCCUGUUUUUGUUCGCUGCCCAGAGAUAGCUGUUGAUGUGACCAGCGGUCAGGCUGAGAAUCUUGCUGUGAAAAUCCAUAAUAUUUUGUAUCCUUAUCGUUUUACCAAAGACAUGAUUCAUUCAAUGCAGGUUCUUCAGCAAGUGGACAAUAAAUUCAUUGCUUGUGUAAUCAACACCAGGAAUGAAAUGGAUAAAAAGGAAGGUGGAAACCUGUUGGUUUUGGUGGACCAACAUGCAGCUCAUGAACGGAUCCGCCUGGAGCAGCUUAUUGCAGAUUCCUAUGAGAAGGAAGCUACCGCAUGCGGCAAAAAGAAAUUUCUGUCUUCCUCUGUCUCUCCCCCUUUAGAGAUCGAAGUUACAGAAGAACAAAGAAGAAUUCUAUGGUGCUGCUACAAAAAUUUGAAGGAUCUGGGCCUUGAAUUAUCAUUUCCUGAGACCAACAACUCCUUGAUUCUAGUGAAGAAAGUGCCACUGUGUUUUACAGAAAGAGAGGCCAAUGAACUACGACGGAAAAGACAACCUGUCAAUAAAAGCAUUGUGGAGGAGUUUAUUAAGGAACAAGUUGAGCUAGUGCAGACCACGGGAGGAGCACGAGGGACAAUGCCUCUGACAUUUCUGAAGGUGUUAGCUUCCCAAGCCUGUCACGGAGCUAUUAAGUUUAAUGACAGUUUGACUUCAGAAGAGAGCUGUCGGCUCAUGGAAGCUUUGUCAUCUUGCCAGCUGCCCUUCCAGUGUGCUCAUGGAAGACCUUCCAUGAUGCCCCUUGCAGACAUUGACCAUCUACAGCAGGAAACGCAGGCUAAACCUAACUUGGCGAGACUGCGGAAGAUGGUGCGAGCAUGGCAACUGUUUGGAAACAAAGACCCUAACCUAAAAAGGUAAGGCUGCAAACUGCAGAUUCCAUAAGUGUUGGCACGAUCCAGGUUCUCUUGUUGUUAAAUAACAUCUUGUGUGGAGCAAUGUUCUCAAGCCAGCGCAGUAACCAAAGUUUUGCCCUGAGCACUGACCUAAGAAGAGACCAGCCAGAAGAAUGUGGCAGAAGCCCACUGUUGGAGCUUGGAGAAGCAUCUUCAGCACUAAGGAACUGUGUUGUAAACCUGAGUCACAUGUCAGUGCUUGACUAUUGAUGUCAAGAAGUUGCAUCCAGUCACAGUUGCUGCAAGCAUGGCCAGAGACUUUUAAUUAAUGUAUUUUAGAGUGUUUGAAAUGGAAGAGGUAUUUAUUAAUAAAAUUAAUUAAACUUUC